AUGGCCGAUAGAAGAUUUCCGUCGUAUCCGGUCCAUUUUCGUGGCAUGACACCUUUUCUGGAUCUAAACGAUAAUGAGCGCCGGUAUGAAGAAUCAGAUACUUUGUCUACGGCAUCCAGUGGGGAAUACUCGGUAGAAAAUGAGAUGGGAACUCAUCAGACUUCCGAACAUUCCGAUUCUUCAUCGGACAUUACUGAAAUAGUCGAUGACCUUUACCUGGGAGGUGAUAGAAUUUUCAGACACGGUUCGGAGACUACGUUUGUUCAACUGUUAAAUGAGCUACGAAAAAAUAAUAAUAUCAUGAGGGUAAUCCAGGAACUCAAGCCUGAAUUAUAUGAAAGAAUGACUCACAUCCAAUAA
This is a messenger RNA of Auanema sp. JU1783, 360 nucleotides long. NCBI's taxonomy places the organism in Eukaryota, Metazoa, Nematoda, Chromadorea, Rhabditida, Rhabditidae. The record is from the annotation of a GenBank genome assembly.